Microthlaspi erraticum is the source of this 210-nucleotide messenger RNA. Lineage: Eukaryota; Viridiplantae; Streptophyta; Magnoliopsida; Brassicales; Brassicaceae. The record is from the annotation of a GenBank genome assembly.
AUGCCAAGAUCUCCUCCACAUCCAUCAAUGCAUAAUCAUGAUCAUCAGUCCGGCGACGUUCUCCGUCUUGGAAGCGGCGGCGGCGGCGGAUCCUCAUGCUCUUCCUCUGAUCUCAAUGCUACUUAUAACGCUUUAGGUUGCUUCAUGCAAAAGCAAAACCCAAGUUUUCAUGAACAACAAGAUCCUCAACAACGACAACAACACCAAUGA